Messenger RNA from Bactrocera latifrons, 2220 nucleotides. RefSeq names its product esterase B1-like. NCBI's taxonomy places the organism in Eukaryota, Metazoa, Arthropoda, Insecta, Diptera, Tephritidae. The coding region runs from base 258 to 2030 and encodes 590 amino acids. The record is from RefSeq and is a predicted model, not a curated record. The transcript has 5 exons.
CACAGCAGCUAGUCUUUUUUAAGUCAUUCAGUACUUUGGGUGACUGUUUCCAUUACAACAAAGAAAUUUUUUGGUUUUGUUUACAUAUAUUUUGUUUUGACAGACACUAUUUAAGAGCAUUUUAGAAAAUACAAAUGCAGGCUUAAUAUAACUGAUUUUCUUUAACAAAAUGUAUAUUAAUUAAUAAAUUUUUAGUGACACAAGUGUGAAACAAUUUACUGAGAAAUAAAAUAUAGUUGUGCCGCGACGGAACUCUUAUGCCGGAGAGGAAACGAGACAAACUUGGUGAUAAGCAAAAAAAACAUAGAACGAAUAUAAGCCGAAAGCAUAAUGAGUCAAAACUGGAACUUAUUUGCAGUGCACAAAAGGAUGGAGAAUACAUUAUCACCUUACCAUUGGGCGGGAUUAAAGGGCGAGAAUCCAAAACUAUUUACGAUCAGAAAUUUUUUAGUUUCGAGGGUAUACCAUAUGCGCAACCGCCAUUAGGCGAGUUGCGUUUCCGUGCGCCAGCGCAGGUCGAACCAUGGAAAGGCAUUAAAGACUGUACGAAAUGUGCUAGCAAGCCUUUACAGUUAAACCCAGUCAAUGAGAGCAUAGAAGGGUCCGAAGAUUGCCUCUACCUAAAUGUCUAUGCAAAACGCCUAAGUUCGGAAAAACCACUACCAGUUCUGGUAUUUAUACCCGGUGGGUCUUUUCGUGCAGGCGGCGCCAGAAGAGAAACAUUGGGUCCCGACUACUUUAUGAAUGAAGAUGUGGUGCUUGUUACCUUCAACUAUCGGCUAUGCGCUUUAGGCUUUCUCAGUCUCGCCGAUCCCUCACUGAGUAUACCUGGUAAUGCUGGCCUCAAGGACCAAGUAUUAGCACUUAAGUGGAUUAAGCAGUUCAUAUCGCACUUCAAUGGCGAUCCAAAGAACGUUACGGUUUUUGGUUCAAGCGCCGGUGCUGCUUCCACCCACUUGCUGAUGCUUUCUGAGCAAGCCCGUGAUCUCUUCAAACGUGCCAUUGCCAUGUCUGGCUGUGCUCUAAAUUAUUGGGUUAAUAUGCCGCAAACAAAUAUGGCCUACCGUUUGGCGAAAUUCCAUGGAUAUAACGGCGAUAAUAUCGAUGCCAAAGUUUUACAAUUUCUAAAUAUGCUUGACCCUACAAAAUUGGUUGUGCACUCUUUAUUGAACAAAGACGAGCAGCGUAAAUCCUACAUGUUUCCAUUCGGUCCGAUUGUUGAACCAUAUAUAGAAGAGGGUUGCAUUAUACCGGAGCGCCCAUUUAAUAUGCUGAAGAAUGCAUGGAGCAAUAAAAUCUCAAUGAUGAUCGGUGGCACCUCAUUUGAAGGUCUGUUUAUGUACAGUACACUCAAGAGGAAUCCUGAUAUUAUGAAACUUUUAUACAACGAACCGGCAUUAAUACUACCAGAAGACGUUUACAACUCAAAUACUACAAAAGAAAAUAAGCGAAUGGGCGAACAACUGCUGAAAUUGCAUUUCGGCGAGAAAGAGCCGAAUGAUCACUCGCUCCUUCAUUAUUUAGAUAUAUAUAGCUAUAAAAUCUUUUGGCACGACUUCCAUCGCACUAUUUUAGCACGCUUAAGCUUUGCGCUGGCCCCCACUUUUCUGUAUCGUUUCGGCUUCGACUCACCAGAUUUCAAUCCUAAUCGCAGGCGAUACUCAGAUGAAAAGGUACGCGGUGUAUCCCACGGCGAUGACCUGUGCUAUUUAUUCCAUGCACGCGACUCACGAAAGUUGUAUCCAAACUCGGCCGAAUAUAAAACCAUAAAGCGUAUGAUAAGUAUGUGGACGACAUAUGCCACUACUGGUGAUCCCGAUUCGCAAACAACGGAUCCGAUUAUUUGGGACGCCGUAACGAAGUAUUACAAUCUACGGGGAGUUAAUAUUGGACAACACCUGGAAUUCAAGACAAUUCCAGAAAUAGACAAAUUGGAAGCGUGGGCGAAAUUAUAUAAGAGUCCAGAGCAAUUGUGUGGCGCCCACAAGGUAGAAGAUUAUAAUUGGGGCGAUCCAUUACCAACAAUCUAGCGAAAAUACAGUACAUACAUGCACAUACUGGAGGACAGGUUGACAGCUCAGGAGAGCCAGUUGUAAAUUUUUUCAUUUCAUCUGCCCGAAAAUGUCUUAGAAUUCUAGAACUUAUUUUAUUUCUCAGUGAAAUAUUAUUUAAAACAUGUUAAUUAAAGGUAGCGUAUAAUAAAUUACUUGCAUAAACAUA